GAUCAUUAAUGACAUUUUGUCAUGAAAAUGCUUGCCUGUCAUUGUUGGAGGUACGAAUUACUAUAUACAGCUGCUGCUGGUCCUUAAUGGGAAACAGUGUGAUUAAAGUCUAAUUCUGAUAUACCAUUGGGGAAAUCCUGUAUCUGAAUCUUUUAGCACAGAAACAAUGGCUUAGUCUUGUGGCUUCCAAUCUUGGAAGACCUAUUAGCAUGGAGAAUUUUGCUUUGCAGAAAAGGAGGCUCAAGCGGCUUCAAACAUUGUUUGGAUGGACCAUUCAGUAUGCUAAUUUAACAGAAUCCAUUUGAGGAGGAUCAGAUAAGUGUUGGGUAGAACAAGUGGUUGGUCCUGCUGUUAAAAUUAUCAGAUCUUUCCUCAGUGAAGAUGCUGGUCGGUGUUCAAUCUGAAGGGGACAAACCAAACUGCAACAAAUUCAAUCUGUAGGGAUCUAUGGACCCAAUAUGUCUGCAAGGCUUGUGGGGAUAGGAUACUGAGAGGAGCUCAUGAUUGGGAACAACAUAUACAAGGACGAGGCCAUCGAAAACACAUUUCCCGGCUGAGGAAGCUUGAAGAUCCCUGCUUAAUUCGAUUGCAACAAGAGUUAAAAUCCUAGCUCUAAUGUUGCCAUUUCCUAACAGGUUCUGAUUAUCGCUCUGAUUCUGUAAACUUUAAAGUGGAGAACAAUUUUGUGCUGUGCAGUGUAGAUAGAUAUUGCCGACUCGUGGGACUCCACCGCCCCACGUAAUUCUGUAUCUUUCCAAAUAUUGAGAUGCAGAUCUUGUCCAACAAAGAAGAGACUUGAUCGGUCUUCAUGGGUUUUAAGGGAGGAGUACAGGUGGGACUAUUGAAGUUGACACAACAAUAAUUGUCUAGUAAUUCUCUAUAUAAACAGUAUGUGCUUUUGGUGAUAAUACUCAUCUUCUUGGGGUUGGUUUUCUGGAGAAAAAUGGCAGGGGAGUUCAAGCACCUUGUGAUUGUCAAGUUUAAGGUUAAUGCUGAUGUGGAUGGGAUCAUCAAAGGAAUGGAGAAGCUGGUUUCAGAGGUAGAUCUUGUAAAGUCAUUUGAAUGGGGUAAAGAUGUGGAAAGUGAUGAGAUGCUUAGGCAAGGCUUCACUCAUGCCAUAUUGAUGACAUUCAACAAGAAAGAAGACUAUGCUGCAUUUGCCAGCCAUCCAAACCAUGUUGAAUUCUCUGCCACAUUCUCUGCAGCUAUUGAAAAGAUUGUUCUUCUCGAUUUCCCAACUGUUCUGGUCAAGGCAUCAAAAUGAUGUACCUCUUUCAAAAAUAAUAACCUGCCUUCUUCUCGAAGCAAGAUAUGUAUGUGUGUUAUGUGUGUGUGCGUGUGUAAUGUUAGUGCUUGCAAUUUUAUAUGUUUUGGAUUGUUAUUGGUGUUACUUCCAAUGCAACUUUAGCCUGUAUUAUUCAUGUCGAUUACAGGUAGAACUACUUUAUUGACUUUGUUGCUACUCUUUAUCUGAUGCAAUCCAUGAUUUUGAUAUCUCAUCCAGCUCUAUCAUGAUGGACUUGGCGAUCCAUGAUUUUGAUAUCUCAUCCAGCUCUAUCAUGGACUUGGUCCAUCUUAAAACCCUGCCAUUGAGAUCAUUAUCCCAGCUAAUUGUUUAUUCCUGGAUAUGAAUGCAACUCUUUUCGGCAUGAACCCAGAGAAAAAUGACCCAUGAAACAGGACCCGCUAUGCAUGUAUGUUUCCAU
Molecule: messenger RNA, 1706 nt
Organism: Rubroshorea leprosula
Lineage: Eukaryota; Viridiplantae; Streptophyta; Magnoliopsida; Malvales; Dipterocarpaceae
Source: the annotation of a GenBank genome assembly